AUGCCUCCCAAGUUCGACCCCAAUGAGAUCAAGGUGAUCACUCUCCGUGCCACCGGUGGUGAAGUUGGUGCUUCGUCCGCCCUGGCUCCCAAGAUCGGUCCCCUGGGUCUGUCCCCCAAGAAGGUCGGAGAAGAUAUCGCCAAGGCCACUGGUGACUGGCUCUGCAGUCUGGUUGAAAAGGAACACAUGAUUUGGCUGACAAGAAAUGCCAUUCAACAGAAGGGUCUCCGUGUCACGGUUCAGCUCACCAUCCAGAACCGUCAAGCCGCCGUCUCCGUCGUCCCCUCGGCUUCCGCUCUCGUUAUCAAGGCCCUCAAGGAGCCCCCGAGAGAUCGCAAGAAGGAGAAGAACAUCAAGCACAGCAAGUCGAUACCCCUGGACGAGAUCAUCGAGAUUGCACGCAUCAUGAAACACAAGUCCUUCGCCAAGUCUCUCGAGGGUACCGUGAAGGAGAUUCUGGGCACCGCCUUCAGCGUCGGUUGCCAGGUUGACGGACGCAGCCCCAAGGCUAUCCAGGACGACAUCGCCAGUGGUGCGAUUGAGAUUCCUGAGGAGUAA
This is a messenger RNA of Pestalotiopsis fici W106-1, 558 nucleotides long. Its product is annotated as 60S ribosomal protein L12. The record is from RefSeq and is a predicted model, not a curated record. The transcript is spliced from 5 exons. Gene Ontology annotation, cellular component: ribosome; cytosolic large ribosomal subunit. Gene Ontology annotation, biological process: translation. Bases 1 to 558 code for a protein of 185 amino acids. Gene Ontology annotation, molecular function: large ribosomal subunit rRNA binding; structural constituent of ribosome. Lineage: Eukaryota; Fungi; Ascomycota; Sordariomycetes; Amphisphaeriales; Sporocadaceae.